Messenger RNA from Alnus glutinosa, 873 nucleotides. Its product is annotated as zinc finger protein 8-like. The transcript is spliced from 2 exons. Bases 1 to 873 code for a protein of 290 amino acids. Gene Ontology annotation, biological process: negative regulation of abscisic acid-activated signaling pathway. The record is from RefSeq and is a predicted model, not a curated record. Lineage: Eukaryota; Viridiplantae; Streptophyta; Magnoliopsida; Fagales; Betulaceae.
AUGGAAGCACACGGCCGCUCUGAAACAUGCCCCUCCGAGGCCUCCGGCAUCUCUGCCGCCGCGUCUGAAGGACCUCCUGACCAUGAAAGCAAAGAAGGCCACGAGAAGAAGAUGAUGAAAAUGAAAGAAAAGGUUGUUAAAGGGUCGUCAGAAGUAGUAGAUGAUCAGUCACGGCGUGUCUUGCUCGAUUUGAAGCUUUCCAACGAUGAUUCCAACCGUGCCGGCACAUCAAACAUGGAGCUCAAUCUUUUCAACAACUCCAUCAAUGCAGAUAAUAACUCUCGUGAUCAGAAGAGGUCAGAUCAGCCUAGGGUUUUUUCAUGCAACUUCUGCAAGAGAGAGUUCUCCACGUCUCAAGCACUUGGGGGGCACCAAAACGCACACAAACAAGAGCGUGCGUUGGCUAAACGACGUCAAGGGAUGGAUGUGGAUGCUUUUCAACACCCAAACUUUCCUUACUAUCAUCCCUAUUCAAGCAUCUCCACCCACUCUCUCUACGGAUCUUUCAACAGAUCUCUUGGGGUUCGGAUGGAGUCCAUGGUUCACAAGCCUUCGAGCUACCCGUGGCGUUUCGGCGGCCACGGCGGGUGGUCGAGGCAGACGAUAAUGAGCCCGCAAUCGUCGGUCGAUAGGCUAAGGUCGGAAAGUUUUCAGGCACAUAAUAUUAGUGGUGUGUUAGGAAGUACUUCUUCAAGAUUGAUUCAGGAAAGUGGUGCAGUACUUCGAAAUCUUGGCGGAUCUUCUGCUAAAAUCAUGGCUGAAAUCCGGCCAAGUAGUAGUAGUAGUGAUUACCUCCGGCGAGAGGAGCCUCCGGAAAGUGAUCAUUGUGCCAAUGCUCCGGCGGCUGGACUUGAUUUGUCAUUAAAGCUUUAG